AUCGCCGACUUGUGCUGGUUACUUCCGGUUCCUGGGCUGUUUUUCCUGCGGGAGAAAAGAGCGGAUAUUUCUUGCUGUGAUCCGAAUCCUGACACCCGGACUACAGAGGAGAGACACACCGGGGAAAACAACAUUCAAUCAGUCCGUUACCGUGUUCACCUGUUAGCCAAACUGUGGGGAGAUGACCACCGGAGGGGCGGGUAGCUAGUUGACUGGAUACACCGACUAACACCGCCCUCCCUCUGGAUCAACAAAAGAAACAAGCGCAUCUUUUUUAUCUGCUGGAAGAGACACAGCUCACCUUUACCCAACACCCAGCCAUCGUUAUGUCAAAAUACACAAGCUUUCCAGAGCCAAUGGAGGACCCCAACCCUUUCCAAGACCCUGCAGUGACUCAACACAGCAGCAACACGGGCUAUGCCACACUGGAUCUUUACAACCCGUUUGAUAACACCACUGGGCCUCCUCCUCCAUAUGAAGCCACCUCUCCCUCUGCUCCAGCUGUGCCUGCACAGACUCCACCCAACAGGACAACACCCACUGAGCCUCGCAACUAUGGCUCCUACACCUCCCAGACGGCAGUGAACGCAACCACAGCAGAGCUGUUGAGGAAGCAAGAGGAGCUGGAGAAGAAAGCCCGGGAGCUGGAGAGGAGAGAGCGGGAGCUUGAGUCACACGCUCUGGGACCUGGUGCCACCCGUCAGAAUAACUGGCCUCCGCUGCCAUCGUUCUGCCCUGUGGGCCCCUGCUUCUACCAGGACAUCAAUGUGGAGAUCACGCAGCACUUCCAGCGCACCGUCACCAUCAUGUACUACUUUUGGAUGUUUGGCACUUGCACGCUGCUCUUCAACCUGGUCUCCUCCCUGGCCAUGUUCUGUGUGGACCCCUCUGGUGGAGUUGGCCUGGGACUAGCCAUCCUCUGGGCCCUCCUUUUCACCCCCUGCUCCUUUGUCUGUUGGUACAGACCGAUGUACAAAGCAUUCAGGAGUGACAGUUCCUUCAAUUUCUUCGUAUUCUUCUUCAUUUUCUUCGCCCAAGUGGUCACCUACGUCAUCAUGACCAUUGGUAUCCCUGGAUGGGGAUUCAGCGGGUGGAUCGUGAGCCUGGCUGCUCUGAAGACCAGUGUCCCUGUUGGUGCGAUCAUGAUGAUGAACGCCGUCUGCUUCACUGCCCAAACUGCCAUGGGGGUCGUCAUGCUGCAGAAGAUCCACAGUCAGUACAGGCAGACUGAUGCCAGCUUCCAGAAGGCCCAGGCUGAGUUCGCCACCGGAGUCAUGUCCAAUCAGGCCGUACGCCAGGCCGCCACCACUGCUGCAACCAGCGCUGCCCAGGGGGCCUUCAACGCACCUCGAUAGAGAGGGAAGAGAGGGGCUGGGAGGGUGAGAAGGAGGGCCCUCUCAGCUUGAUAGAGGAUCUCUUUGCUAUUUAUUUCCCCACAGGUGAUUAGAAUUGGUCUGUAUAAUUACCCCUGAGCAUCUGAACUUCAGGGCUCAUGCAUGAGACAGCGGUGAGGCUGUCUAAGUUCAAAGGGUGUACAGGACAAGUUAGCUACAUUGCCAAACCAGGAGUCAACCAAUCACGUUGUGUUGAUUGUAGGAACGGAAAGAUGAUGUGAAAUGUGAAAUGUGAAAUAAAAUAAAAAAGGCUAAAGCUGUAUGAAAUGUUACAAAGUCCUACCAAUAGUCAGUAAAUGCCGGUACCAUGCUUUUUUUAAGGAAAGACAAGCUGUGCGCCAUGUAGGACAGUGUUAGCCUGGAUAGUUGCCAUUUUAAAUCAUCUGGAUGUACAUUGUGUUUACAAGGAGCCAUGUUUGAGUUGGGAGCUGAACACUGAUAUGAUGCCAUUCUAACAACUAAGUUCUCUGUCGCUUAAGUGUACACUAACUUGUUUUGUUAUUAUCCCAAAUAAGAAUGCCUAUUUACCUGUUUGCCAAAUCCUGUCAUACUGUAAAGAUUAUGAACUUGUGUUGUUUUGGUUUAAAAAAUAUCUGUCACUGUUCUGUUGGUGCUGCUUGUGGUUCUUAUGAUUAUUAUUACAUGUCACUGUCUUGGUUUUAAUAAAAAUCUAUUGUCAUGCUUA
This is a messenger RNA of Eleginops maclovinus (Patagonian blennie), 2079 nucleotides long. It is a transcript of the gene scamp3, whose product is annotated as secretory carrier membrane protein 3. The transcript has 9 exons. The record is from RefSeq and is a predicted model, not a curated record. The coding region runs from base 327 to 1355 and encodes 342 amino acids. NCBI's taxonomy places the organism in Eukaryota, Metazoa, Chordata, Actinopteri, Perciformes, Eleginopidae. Gene Ontology annotation, biological process: protein transport. Gene Ontology annotation, cellular component: trans-Golgi network membrane; recycling endosome membrane.